CCCACAUUUGUCAAGAUAGCCCAAGAUAAGAUUGUGCCCAAUUGUUUUGGGCUCAAUUCCCUAUAUUCACAAAGGCAUCGAUCAGUGGGUCACCUUGCCAGCCGAUUUGGGAUGGCUCGUGGAUCUCUAUUCCACUAAAAUGCCUCCAAAUAUCAAUUCCAGAUGUGGAUAACUCGAGGGGGUGAAAUAAAAUAUUAAGAAUCAGCAUUGAUCAUCAAUAAAGCUUUUUAAUUUUUUUUACGCAUCAAUAUUUCAUUUGCCUACAAAGGGUAAGAUCUCCUGAUGGCCUCUGCUGAUCUUAUUAUUCUGGUGAAAGCACCCAACCAAUUAAUUGGUGACCAAAAAAUAACUUGCCAAAGAAAUUGGACAGUAAAACAGCUCAAAGAGCAUUUGUUCGAAGUCUACCCAAAUCGACCGCUACCAAAAGAUCAGAAAUUGAUUUAUUCCGGGCAACUACUUACUGAUACCACUUUGCUGUCAGAUGUCAUCAAAACUUACAAUGGACAGGAAAUUAAUACAAUUCACUUAGUCUGUGCUGUUAAGGUGUCUGUAAACCCAAUUCGUCCUCAUGUGGGUAUUGAAUCUCCUGCUCCUGCAACAACAAAUGUCACUACAAAUCCAACUCAACCAUCACCACUCCAGGCCAGCAGUGAUGCAUCCUCAACUCGUCCUGAGCCUACUGAAAACACCGGAUGUUAUUACCCAUCAAUGCUGACCAACCCACCUUGGUAUUCGUGUCCCAUCAAUCGUUUAUCCGGUAACAGAAAUGCAGAGUCUCAAGAGGAUGAAUUUGAAUGGGUGCAUCAAGCAUACAUUAAUUAUUUGAAUAGCUAUCUAAGAAUGACUGAAUUGAUGUAUAACAUUCCCCUCACACACGACUCUGAUGAUACUAGUUCAGGAACAGAUGGAGAAGGUUUUGUUGAAAGGCCCGCAGGAGUUGAGCAAGAUGAUGGUGCUGCUCAAAUUCACCCCCAGCCUGCAGCUGUAGGGGAAAAUGAAGAGGAAGAUGAACACUUUAACCGCGAUCUUCUUGAAUGGAUAUAUAUAUACUUCCGUUUUGGAGUUUUGUUUAUGUUUGUCUAUUUUUAUUCAUCUCCGAUCCGGUUCUUGUUGGUUGUUACUAUGAUGGUGUUACUAUUUUACAUUGAAAUUGAAAGAUACAGACUAAGAUACGGGCCUCAGGACGAACCUGUUGUGGAAGGAGCAGGGCCAGCGGACGAAGAACAAGUUAAUGGAAACCCUCCAGCUCCACAACAAAACAACUGGCUAUCCAUGGCAUGGACAUUUGUCUCACUUUUCUUCCUGUCACUCAUACCUGACCUUAUAAACUGAAUUAUAGCAAGUCUCUGGGCUUGGCAUAAUUAACCAUUUUGAAAAAAAAAAAA
Molecule: messenger RNA, 1385 nt
Organism: Cimex lectularius (bed bug)
Lineage: Eukaryota; Metazoa; Arthropoda; Insecta; Hemiptera; Cimicidae
Gene: Herp
Product: homocysteine-responsive endoplasmic reticulum-resident ubiquitin-like domain member 2 protein
Exons: 8
Coding region: 283-1332 (349 amino acids)
Biological process (GO): endoplasmic reticulum unfolded protein response
Molecular function (GO): protein binding
Source: RefSeq, a predicted model, not a curated record